Messenger RNA from Pocillopora damicornis (cauliflower coral), 1198 nucleotides. RefSeq lists its product as uncharacterized. Gene Ontology annotation, biological process: DNA integration. NCBI's taxonomy places the organism in Eukaryota, Metazoa, Cnidaria, Anthozoa, Scleractinia, Pocilloporidae. Gene Ontology annotation, molecular function: nucleic acid binding. The record is from RefSeq and is a predicted model, not a curated record.
AUGUGUGAUAUCGAAAGUACUCCAAAAUGGGCGCUCCAGCAUAUUGAUGAAAUUUUAUAUCUGAUUGAGUGUAACCCAGCCGAUGAUGCAUCGCGUGGUAUCACUGCCAAGGAACUCGUUGAAAGUUCAAGAUGGAUUUCGGGGCCAGAGUUCCUUUGGACGCCCGAAGACCAGUGGCCACAACCCCUCGAGGCUCAAGACCUCGUUACGCCAUCAGACGAUCCAGAGGUGAAGAAUUUGACUUCUUAUGCAACAAGUACGCAAGAGCCAUGGAACCUUGUUGAGAGUUUAAACUACUUCUCGGACUGGCAUAGGGCGUGUAGAGCCGUUGCUAUCUGUCUACGCUACAAGCAAAAACUCCGUCAACUAGCGUCCUCCAAGAAAGAAAGUUGUGCUAAACCAACAAAACGUCAGCAAAAGCCUGCCCUGACAGUGGAAGAGAUUUUAUCAGCUGAAAGGGAAAUCCUCAAAGCAGCCCAGAGGGUCGCCUUUUCAAGGGAAAUGGGUCUGUUAAAGCCGUUUCAAGAAGGACAAGAUAGAUCAUCCGCGCAGCAGAAGAAGAGAGCCAUGAAGGCGAUGAGCUCGUUGUACCGCCUCGACCCAUUCAUUGACCAUGAUGGAGUGCUACGAGUUGGUGGUCGGAUCCAACGAGGCAAUUUUACAGAUAAAACAAAGUUCCCAGUCAUCCUUCCGAGAAAGGGCGACGUUACAGGUCUGAUCAUUAAGCACUACCAUGAGAAGGUUCAACAUGAAGGUCGUGGAAUGUCCUUAAACGAGAUCCGAGCCAAUGGAUUCUGGGUUAUCGGCGGAACAUCAGCUGUAGCCUCCAAAAUUGCAAAUUGUGUCACCUGCCGGAAGUUACGAGGUGCAGUCCAGGAGCAGAAAAUGUCCGACCUUCCGGAGGAUCGUCUGGAACCGGCACCCCCCUUCACCUACUGCGCUGUCGACUACUGUGGACCAUGGUAUAUUAAGGAGGGGCGCAAGGAGGUAAGGAAGUAUGUUGCCCUCUUCACGUGCAUGGCAUCAAGAGCCGUACAUCUUGAAGUCUCGAACUCCUUGGAGACUGACUCGUUCCUCAACGCCCUGCGUCGUUUCAUCUGCAGAAGGGGUCCUGUACGUCAGCUGCGCAGUGAUCAAGGAACGAAUUUCAUCGGAGCAAAACGAGAGCUCCGCGAAGCGUUGCAGUCUAUGGAUCAAG